AUGUCUCCUACAAUCUUCAUCGUUCCUGGGUUCUAUGAAGGCCCUACGGUCUUCCAACCUCUCUCCAACAGCCUCAAUGGACGAGGCAUUAAAACGGUGAUCACAACUAUUUACAGCACUGGAAAGCUUCCUCCAGAAAGACCGACCAUGGAUGAUGAUAUUGCCAACAUCGUCAAGGACCUUACUCCUGUCGUCGAGGAAGCAGGUGAAGAAGGAGUCAUUGCAGUCAUGCACUCUGCAGGCGGUUUCAUUGGCAGUGGUGCCCUCAGGGGCCUGACGUGGAAAGCCAGAAAAGAUAUUGGAAGGACUGGAGGAGUCAAGAAAAUUGUCUUCAUCUCAGCCGGUGUCGCGCCUGAGGGAUUCGAACAAGGACCAAUGGAGUUCUUUGACUAUCAUGAGUCAAACGGCACGCAGUCUUGCAAAGAUCCCAGAAAUUUGCUCUAUAGCGACUUCUCAGAUGAAGAUGCCAACAAGUGGCUUCCGGGUCUUCAACAUCAGGCCGACAGAGGCUGGGCGACCAAACUCCAGUAUUGUGGAUGGAGAGAGGUACCAAGUGUUUACAUCAUCUGUGACGGGGAUAGGAUACUACCUGCUGAGCUGCAGGAAAGGUUUGCGCGUCUGGCAGGAAGCGAGAUCGUGCGGAUUGGUGCCGGACACAUGGUGCAGUUGAGUCAGACUGAAAAGGUAGCUGACAUCGUCGCUUCACAUGCGGAUUAA
This is a messenger RNA of Fusarium fujikuroi IMI 58289, 717 nucleotides long. RefSeq lists its product as uncharacterized. NCBI's taxonomy places the organism in Eukaryota, Fungi, Ascomycota, Sordariomycetes, Hypocreales, Nectriaceae. The record is from RefSeq and is a predicted model, not a curated record. Bases 1 to 717 code for a protein of 238 amino acids. The transcript has 2 exons.